This is a messenger RNA of Coccinella septempunctata (seven-spotted ladybird), 4770 nucleotides long. RefSeq names its product PHD finger protein 19 (gene Pcl). Gene Ontology annotation, biological process: chromatin organization; regulation of DNA-templated transcription. The transcript is spliced from 11 exons. Lineage: Eukaryota; Metazoa; Arthropoda; Insecta; Coleoptera; Coccinellidae. The coding region runs from base 273 to 2729 and encodes 818 amino acids. Gene Ontology annotation, cellular component: nucleus. Gene Ontology annotation, molecular function: chromatin binding; DNA binding. The record is from RefSeq and is a predicted model, not a curated record.
AUGAAAAAUCCCAGAAAGCCAGCUACUAUUCAGAAAGAUUUUUUCAUGAUGAGAACUUUGAAUAUCUCUUAAUCUUCAGUGUGUAGGAAAAUAUUUAUCGGGCAAUGUCACUAGACUUUUUUGAAUUAUAAAAUGUCAGUUGAGUUUGGCGGGCCGAUCUAUGAACAAACAAAUCGUUGUUAAUGGCCGCGGUUCUUGGUUUGUGAUGGAAGUUUUAUGAUAAGCAGACGUUGCUUUAGUGGAAACGACUCGAGGAAUUUAAUACGUUAGACAUGACUUCCACGCCAACAUCCCCAAACUAUAGCAACAAAUCUAAAAAAUCGAAUGUAGAAGCAGAACAAAUACCUGAGCCCGAUUCCACUACAACGUUAGAAAAGGAAGUGAACGAGUUUAGUGCCGGUCAAGAAGUCUUGGUGAAACGUAUAGAUGACAAAGAGAAAAUUGAAAAAUUUUUCUUUGGAACUGUUGUUGAAGUGAAUGUUUUGCAACACAAGUGUUUAGUUAAAUAUGGGGAUAACACAAACCACUGGGCUGCAUUCAAAGAUCUGACCAAGCUCAGUACACCCGAAGAGGAAGAUUUGCUGUGUGUAGUUUGUAAGAAAUCCGCUCCCAAAAGCAAAAGGGAAAUUAUAAGUUGUGAUAAAUGUGGCAGGGGUUAUCACAAGAAAUGUCAUCAACCUGAAAUACCCUUUGUAUGUCAGAAAAAUGAGUCAAAUUGGAUGUGCAGUCGGUGUUUACAUAAUGAACCUAAAAAAUUGAGGAUGCGGGAUACACAAUCUCGAAGGAAUUCGUUGUCCAGUUUACCUGCAGUAGAAAAUGAAAGUGCUGAUCCCAUGAGAGUGAGAACAUUGCCUUAUGAUUUGAACUUACUUAGUUGGGAUACUAAUCACAGAGUUAAUAUAGAACAAAUAUAUUGUUAUUGUGGUGGAAAUGGAGAGUGGAAUAAGCAUAUGUUGCAGUGUGGAAGAUGUAGGCAGUGGUUUCAUGAAGAAUGUAUAGAUUGUCUCAGAUAUCCCAUAUAUUGUGGUGAUAGGUUCUAUGUAUUUGUGUGUUCUAUCUGUAAUCAUGGUAAAGAAUUUGUUCGAAGGUUAGAGAUGAAAUGGGACGAUUUAGUUCAUUUGAUGCUUUAUAAUCUGACAGUAUAUCACAGCAAAAAGUAUUAUGAUUUAGAUAAUGUAAUAUUACCAUAUAUCAAUGAUAAUUGGCAUGCUCUACAAUUACCUGCAACAAUAUUCGUUGUCACCAAAGAUGAACGUAGAGGACACAUAUUAUCCGUUCUCCGAAACAACAGGACCAGGUUUAAGUGCGGGAGGGAGAUCAAGAAGAAGACCACCAUUUGGGGCCUGAGGGUGCGACUGCCACCCCCUGCCCCCUACCUCACCCUGCCGCAGACCGGUCGCAUCCAAGAGAACGAUCUGCGGAUCCUGUGGCAGGGCGAUUCCAGGCUUCAAGUCUUGCCCAAUCACACGGGGUACUCCAGGAACACCGUGUCCCGCUGCAAGAGGGUGGUUUCGAGCGACCCCAUCAUGAUGAACCUGAUGAUGGGCAUGACUUACAAGAGGAACGGCGCACUUUCGGAGAGCGAGUCCCCCUGCCCCAGUCCCGAAGCGGAAGAGGAUAAUGCGUCUGACAAUACCAUAAAAUUAGAUAAUUAUAUUGGCAAAGGCUGUGUGAAAAAAAGUGUUCCUUUUCCGAAAAUGAGCACGCAGAUCAGGAAGCGACUGCUGGCGAUAACGUCGCCCAAGGACAAAUUCUUGAGGAGGGCGAAGAGAAGACAGACCAUAAGCGAGAUAGACGACAGCAAGGAGGAGAAGGGACGCGGUGCGUAUCUGACUAGACUAAGUCUCGACAACAAGAAAAAUAGUAAUAAUAAGUGUAACGAAUCACUGCCACCAACCCCGCCUACCUCAGUCUCGGCUCCGCCCACGCCUCCUGCCUCAGGGUCCACCUCUACGGUGUCUGAUCUGAGCAACGAUUGUUUGGAGAGCGCCAAGGAGGUCAAAGUAGUUAAAUCUUGCCCAGACACCGGCAGUCUGACCGAACUGAAUACCCAAUGUGAUACUUCAGGAGACGAGACAUCUUCAAAGAGCACACUAGAUUUAAUAAUUCCGCCACCCAAAGAUUUCGAAGGUAAAAAUAACCCCUUUCUCGCCUUACUCCGGGGUAACAACGAUAGGAAGAGGAAGAGGAGGAGCAAGGACUCGAUAACUCUACCCUUACCACUUACUGCUGUGAUACCUGGAAAGCCCAACGCGAGACCGAUGAAGCGACAGCUGAGCGAGAAAGACAUCAUCAUCGGACCGAACGGAGAGGUUAAAAGGAAACGAUUGAGGAGGAACAGAACGAGCUACGUGGCCGGUCAAACCGCCAGCAAGACUGCUACAGUUGUUCCCAUCAAACCCGACAACAAAGAUUGGAACGCCGCUUGUUCCAGCAAUACUCCCAGCAACGAUAACUUCUUCGGGGGUCGAAGACUGAGGCAGAGACCGGAGAAACCGGUGGAAAAGGAAAAGACCCCGAAUCCUCCCACACCCAAACCGAGCCCUGUGAAAACGGAGCCUGAUAUAAGCAUGGACGAGUUGAAGAGCUCGGUGAACAUCUACUUCGGGGCUGCCAACAGGAUAGCGGCAGGGGAAAGGUUUACGAUUAAAGCGAAAAGGUACGGUCCUACCGGUAAGUUGGAAUAUCUCAUCGAGUGGGACGGACCCAGCUCAAAUGGUUUGACUUGAUUAUUUCUGUUAUUUCUUUUCGAGGUUUAUAUGUUGAAGUUGCUUGUUGUACAGUAAUACUACGGAUAGGUCGUUGCGAUUGGUGACAGUUGAGGACCAUCGAUUUUCGGUUUGUACACGUCCACGAGUAUUUAUUCAAAUCUUGUUCGUUCACUCUUUGACCGUCCUUGCUGAAAAUCCUUAGGUCCUGGACAAAUCAAGUGGUAAUUACGUUUUUUCUGUUAUUUUCGUUGUGAACUGGGCAUUUUCAAAUUUAUGGUAUUAUUGAUGAUAUUUCAAUAUCGAGACCAUGAAAAAACCUUCCAAAGAAUUUGAUGUGUAGGUGAUCUUGACACAGUUUCAAUUCAAAUAGGUAAAUUUUCAAGUUGCAAACUCAAAACAACAGCCAUUUUGCAAUCAUUUAUUUUAUCGAUUCUAUGGAUUUAUAGACCAAAGAACUCCACAACCCUUUGAAAGAAAAAGAAACCAUAAAAAUACAUACAUCGAAAUUUGAUGCCCAACCAUAGAAAUUUCUCAAAAGCAUAGAUGAUUCCAUUUUUAUGGUUUUUCCACAGAAUAUUUACCUGCUCAAUGAAACUUAACCUUGAUAUUUUCAUCGGGAAUAUUUUAAUAAUUGCCUGAUCAUUUUCUUCUCAGAAAGCUAAUCAACAAUUGUUGCAUCAAUUUUAAAUAAUUAUUUGUGUAUUGUUGUCAAAGUGCUGCAGCUGAAAAUUUUUCCAACCUAUGUUGGUGAGUUUUUUUGUUUUUUUUUUCAUCGAUAAAAUAUGGUGUGCAAAGUAAAUUUGAAUGGUUGGAUAGUGUGCAAAAUUCCAAAGUAUGUUCCUAAUCCUGAUAAAUAAAUUAUGAAUGUUGACAUGUUGAACCGUUAGAGUAUUCUAGUCUAGAAUUUGAUGAAGAAACUUUUUUUUUAUGGAAUAAAUCGAAUAUCAUCACAUUAGUGCAGCGCAGAAUGAUUUUUUUCUAUACGAUGCAAGUGUGGAAUAUUGAGUAUAUAUUUUCUUCAUUGUAUGAGUUCUGCAAAGCGAAGCUUAAUGAUAACUGCCAAUUUUCAACAUAUCACUGCCAUUAUAUAUAAAUAUAUUCUAGCUGCACAGUUGAUUGAAUGGUCAGAAAUCAUCAGAGAAUUGUGUUCUUAAUAUGUUGUCGUUUAGAUAUUUUAUUCACUGAUCGAUUUAAAUUGAACGAUGAUUUUACGUAGACUUCAUAUGUAUCAACCAAUCGGAAACAAAUAUGUGGAUCAUGGAAUGAUUGUUUCAUUGCCUCCCGUAAACAAUGUAAAAAUUGGGCUAUACCUCAAAUUCUUCUUUGGAAUAAAAUUUAAUCUUGUAUCACCGUACAAAAAAUUUAAUUUCGUAUACGACUAUGGCUGUUUUAUUUAAUUUAAGUAGGCUUUUGAAACGGGGCACUUGUUCAUCUUUUGUUUGAGUGCGAAACUCGACUGAAAUAUACUAAUAUUCGAUGAUGCUUUGUACGUUUUAACUUAAUUUAUUCCAAGGAAUGAGAAACCAAAUAUAAUCGAAAUAUUUUUAUACAACAGAAAAUAAGAUUUGAUUCCAGUAUGAAAUUAGAGCAUUAUUUGUAAAUAAAAUACAGUAUUUGUAGUUCUGAUACUUCAGUCAGAUGUCACCGAAAUCUAAAAUUUGUGAGUCUUUUAAAAGGGACGAUUUCGAGUUGGUGAGCUGUUUCAAUCAAAUUCAGAGUUGAGGUGUAAUUGGAUUUAUUUAUAAAUGUCGUUAAAAAUCAUGAAAAUUUGUGAGUAACUCAAACUGUUCAUUAUUUCCGCAUCAAAACGUUUGAGUCGUACAGCUUUUAAUUUAAACUAAUUAAUUUUUUUAGCUCGAUGAGACUGAAUAUUGGGUGUAGAUACUUACAUCUUUUUAUAGUUACUUUUAUUAUUAUUUAACUGAUUAUUGUAAAAAUUAACGUUCAUGUAGAUUUUGUAUAUAAACUCAUCAUUUCAACUACGAACAUAAAACUGACCAAAUCAGUUUUCAGUGUAUUUUAAUCAACUGUUAAUUUGAAUAAAGAAUUUGUCGAAAAA